Molecule: messenger RNA, 3342 nt
Organism: Pimephales promelas (fathead minnow)
Lineage: Eukaryota; Metazoa; Chordata; Actinopteri; Cypriniformes; Leuciscidae
Source: RefSeq, a predicted model, not a curated record
GCUGUCUGAACGGUGGCAGGGCUGAUAAAGCCCCAGGCUUCCCUGCUGUUCUACAUCACUCUGCUUUGCUCUCUCUCAGGGUGUGUGUGUUUAUAACAAACAUAAAGCGUGUGAGGACCGACGAAAGGGACAUCUCUUCUUUUUUUGCCUGACACUCUCUCGUCAUUUGAGGACAUUGAGAGGAGCCAUACAUCAGAUUUACUUUUAUUCCUCAAACUGAAAAACUACUCCUCUUCAGCCAAAGCGAUGGACACUGCAGAGUUCCGGAGACGCGGGAAGGAGAUGGUGGACUAUAUGGCGGAUUAUAUAGAGAACAUUGAGAAGAGGCAGGUUUACCCUGAUGUGGAACCUGGAUAUCUAAGGCCAUUGAUUCCCGAGGAGGCCCCGGAGGAGGCAGAGAACUAUGAGGAUGUGGUCAAAGACAUAGAGAGGGUGAUCAUGCCAGGGGUUACUCACUGGCACAGUCCGUACUUCAAUGCAUACUUCCCUACUGCCCACUCUUUUCCGGCAAUGCUUGCAGACAUGUUAUCUGGAGCCAUUGGCUGCAUUGGAUUUUCUUGGGCAGCGAGUCCUGCCUGUACGGAGCUGGAGACAGUGAUGCUGGACUGGCUGGGAAAGAUGCUGAAGUUACCAGAAGAUUUUCUUGCGGGUACAGAGGGCAAAGGGGGAGGGGUCAUCCAGGGCACUGCCAGUGAAGCCACUCUCAUGGCUCUUCUUGCUGCUCGUUCCAAAAUCAUCAAACUGAUUCAGGCUGACCAUCCUGACCAAUCUGAGGCAUAUAUUACAUCUAAACUAGUCGCCUACUCAUCUGAUCAGGCGCACUCAUCAGUGGAGAGGGCAGGGUUGAUAGGUGGGGUGCGGAUGAAGAAGAUUCUCUCUGACAAUAAGUUUUCUGUGCGAGGAGAUGCAUUGCGGAGAGUUAUAGAGGAGGACAGAGCCACAGGACUCAUUCCAUUUUUUUUUUGUGCGACAUUGGGAACAACUCCAUCCUGUGCUUUCGACUGCAUCACUGAGCUCGGCCCUAUUUGUAAUGCAGAAAAAAUCUGGAUGCACAUUGAUGCCGCAUAUGCUGGGAGUGCAUUUAUCUGUCCGGAGUUCAGACCCCUCCUGAAUGGAGUAGAGUUUGCAGACUCUUUCAAUUUCAAUCCUCAUAAAUGGCUCCUGGUCAACUUUGAUUGCUCUACAUUGUGGGUGAAGAAAAGAUCAGACCUUAUUGGAGCAUUUAAAAUGGAGCCGCUUUAUCUAAAGCAUGAUCACCAAGAGUCAGGGCUUGUCACUGAUUAUAGACACUGGCAAAUUCCAUUGGGACGUAGGUUCCGCUCUCUGAAGUUGUGGUUUGUGUUCCGCAUGUACGGACUCAAAGGUCUCCAAGCCUACAUCCGCAAGCAUGUAGGGUUGGCCAAAGAGUUUGAGUCUUUGGUGAGAGCUGAUCAACGCUUUGAGAUCUCAGCUGACGUUGUGAUGGGCCUCGUCUGCUUUCGACUCAAGGGCUCCAAUGAAUUGAAUGAAACUCUGUUGAAGAGGAUCAACAGUGCACGAAAGAUCCAUCUGGUUCCAUGCCAACUGGCAGGCAAGUUCGUUCUGCGUUUUGCCGUGUGUGCCCGUACUACUGAGUCACGGCAUGUUCAGGAGGCUUGGUCCCACAUCUGCCACCUGGCAUCAGAGCUGCUUCAGGAACUACCCCACUGACUAUGGUGGGCAUCACAUGUUAAGUCAAAAAGGGUGAUCUGUGCCACACCUACUAUCCACACUGUCUUACUUUAACUCUACCACUGCGAAUUGUGCAUAAAUGUGUGUGUGCAUUGUCAAAAUAUUCAUAUGUGUGUGCAUGUUUGUCACAAAGGUGUCCACCAAGAGUGCAGCGUGUCUGUCUUUUGUGAGCUGGAUCAUAUGUGUUGUCUGCUAAAAACAAUGUUGUUUUUCUCCACAAAAAAAAAAAAAAAAAAGUUUUAAAAAGAUAGUACCGUUUUGUUCAGCUGUGGCCAAAAAUGAUAUUUGUUUUUAAUGACCCUACAAGUUUGAUUAAAUGAUGCAAUUAUUUUCAAGGUACACUAUGUAGGUUUUGGCCCUUUAGCUGUUAAACAAAAUUGCUCAUAAAACAUUCAUUACAAGGCUUAAGAUAUAACCAGUUUAGUUGGAAACGAUCUCAUAGCUGAGUUUCUGAAGACGUUACUCUACCCAUUAAUAGAAACGGUACUUUCUUGAAAGUAAACUCCAGCACAACACUACAGAAACCAUAAUGAAUUGACCCUUCACAAAAGAUAAUGCUUUACAAUAAACCCUGUUAGAGAGCUAAAUAUUUUUUUAAAUAAAAUUCACCUGUUGAGUAAUAAAUACAUAUACGAGAUCAAAAAUCUCUGCGUCGCUUUUUAAACAUUUCAAAUCCCUCAGUUAUCAGCAUCUCCAAAAAGCCAAGCCAAUGUUGAUGUCAAUCUUUGUCAUUUGAUAUGAUGAUUGAUUGAUAUGAUGGUAUUUAUGGAUUUAAGACACGUGUGCAAUUUCCCAUGGAAACCACCCCGACAGGUCCAAAAUAUAAACGCUUAUAAUAGGCUUAUCAUAGUGAAUCAGUGUAAGACAAAAACAUGUUUUGGAAGUAGGAUUGAUGAUCUAUUGACUUAUAUUUAAAUAAAAAAAUAUAUAUAAAAUAAAAUGUACAUAGUGUACCUAUGAAUAAGAAAAUAAUAAUAAUAAAAAAAACACUAAACAUGGUUAAGCUUUUUAUCUGACAGAAGUAUUUGGCAAAAGAAGGGCAAUCUACAGCAGCAGGUUUGGUUUUACUAUUUGAAAAAAAUGCAUUGAAAAACAAAAAAGGUCCCAGGAAAAAACAUUGACUAUACAACAGGAUAAGUAAUUAAAAUUUAUUCAUAUUUCUUUGUAUGCCUGUCCUAAACAACAAUAUCCGCACAAUUUGGCAUGUUUCAUUGUUUAAUCACAAAUAAAACAAAGGACUCAAAGCACAGCUACUCAAUAUGGUGACCAAACCGUUAAAUAAAUCAUUAAUAAUAUUUAAAUAAAGGAUUAAUACAUCAAUUUUCCAAGGCUGGACAUCACUUUUGGCCACUACUGUACGUGUGCAUUUGAAAAUGUGUCUAAAUUGAAAAUCAAAUAUGUUUUGUAAGAUAUUCAGAGAAUGUUUUCUCUUGAAUUAGAGUAUAGUGCAAGUGUUCAGACUGCUUUUACCAAAGCAUUGGCCUUUAUUGUUUCUGCUUUGCUCACUUUUCUGCAUUUUCAAAAAACUAAAUCAAAUAUCAAGCCUAAUAUCUUUCCUUUCUUUUUCUAAAAGCAUUGUUCUCAGCACAGCUUCUGUGACACGAUACCUCACCAACCUUCUUUGACACAGUU